AGUGGUGCUACAGAUAAAAUACAAAUAAAAAAGCGACUUUUAAUUCAAGUAAUAGAUUUUUUAAAAGUACGUUUGUAACUAUGAACUAUCUGAAACUUUUCAUCUUGGUGGCUUUAGUUGCGACUAUUUCUGCAAAGAAAGCGAGAAGAAGGAAAAGAAUACACAUGGAAAUUGUAUCGAAAAAUUCGACUUCAUUUAUUGCUCGUUUUCGACAAUACAAGAGGGUCAAGAAAUACUUUGUGAGCAUCUCUGAAAAGUAUCUGGCAGACGCACCUUCUGACUACGUAGUUGACUUAGUGAAAUCGGAUAUGGAUGAAGAAGGAUAUUACGAAAUCAAUGCUGUAAAUUCAUUGCGACCCGGAAUUCUAUAUGAAUUGGUUAUUUUUAACAAGAAAAAGUAUUCGAACCUUCGUUCUAUGGACUUCUAUACUGACUGCGACGCAUAUACAUUUCAGUGCAUGAACGGAAGAGGAAAAAGAGCGUAUCAAACUUGCCUAGAAAAAACAUCUUUGUGUGAUGGGACCGCUGAUUGUAGAAAAGGAGAAGACGAAGUAACGAAUAAAAACGGAUCGUGUGCCGUCUCUGUGCCUGACAGACCAACUAUUCCUCCUCCAUCUCCACCACCAGCUGAUGCACCUUGUAUAUUAGCACUUGAAAAGGCUGUUCGCGAGUCUACUACACCUCUUCCCGAAUGUGACGAGAAAGGUCUGUUUAUUGCCAUGAAAUGUGGUGGAGAAGGCACAUUUACUUGUCACUGCCUUCACCCAGAAACUGGAGAAAUACUGGAUACACAAUCACAUUUUGAUCCUUUUGUUCAUUGGGAUUUUGGUGACAAUUGUCAGAAAUUGAGAGAAAAAGAUCCCAAAGCCAAGAUGGCAUAAUUGUGAGACAUCCAUGGAGAUGAUAUUUUACAGACAUUUAUUUUGCAUGACCAAAUUCGCAUGGUUUCAUGAAGGAAGCCAUUUGUAUCUGCUGGCAAAUGUAUCUUAUUUGUUGAACAAGUAAACGUGCAUAAAAACUCUUCAAUAUUUGGCUUCUAUUCCAAUAUGACUAAAUCUUUUGAGUCUUUUUUAACCUAAUACGAGCAAUGUGUAAAAUAAAUGAUUCAUGUUGGAA
Messenger RNA from Styela clava, 1116 nucleotides. RefSeq lists its product as uncharacterized. NCBI's taxonomy places the organism in Eukaryota, Metazoa, Chordata, Ascidiacea, Stolidobranchia, Styelidae. Gene Ontology annotation, molecular function: protein binding. The record is from RefSeq and is a predicted model, not a curated record.